AUGGGUUUAUCAGCAAAGAAGAGGCCUCAAAACAAAGGGGUGUCCAAGAAGCAAGAUGAGGCGCCACAGGACUUAUUACAAUAUCCCAUCAACAGAGUGGUUGAACAGAACCGGCUGAAAACGGUAAUAAAAAACUUAUCCCUCUUGAAGCUCUUCAAUAGCUCCAACCCUCGGAUCCAACAACUGUACAGCUUGGCUAAAGGGUAUUGGAAUUUACUGCUUAAAGUUCCCAAGAUGCUUUACAUCUCCUAUGGGGACAACACUGUCUACAACAAUAAGACACAAAGUCACAAAGCGCUGCAGAAGCCUAGAUGCCCCAAGCAGUGGAGGAAAUUACAGUCCACAGGCGAGCAUAAGGAGAUGAAGCCCAACAAAUCAAAGACCAAGGUGGUGUCAGGAGUGAAGAAAGUGGCCAAGAGGUCACCUGGAGCAGCGCCCAGGAAAGGAGAGCAGGCGAAGCAGGCAGACGCAAAGGCAUUAAGGAACCACAGCCUGGCUCUUUCCCCCGGGACUCGGGGGAGCCAAGCAGCCAAGGGAAAGUCCCAGGUGGUCUUCCCAAAGCCCUACCACCUCAAGAUGCCCAUGGAGGACAAGAAGGUUGCUGGUAGAGCUAACCGGUGUGUCUGGUUUAAGGGGCUGCCCACACGCAUCCACCUCCCAGGGCCCCGGGUGAUGUGCAGGGUCUCCAGCCUGCGCCCCAUCACCCGCUGCUGCACCCGCUACUGUUCUGCCAACCUGGAGCUGCCUAGGUACCAUCCAUACUGGGUGUGA
Molecule: messenger RNA, 771 nt
Organism: Elephantulus edwardii (Cape elephant shrew)
Lineage: Eukaryota; Metazoa; Chordata; Mammalia; Macroscelidea; Macroscelididae
Gene: TP53TG5
Product: TP53 target 5
Exons: 4
Coding region: 1-771 (256 amino acids)
Source: RefSeq, a predicted model, not a curated record